This is a messenger RNA of Papaver somniferum (opium poppy), 1539 nucleotides long. RefSeq names its product extensin-2-like. Bases 1 to 1539 code for a protein of 512 amino acids. Lineage: Eukaryota; Viridiplantae; Streptophyta; Magnoliopsida; Ranunculales; Papaveraceae. The transcript is spliced from 2 exons. The record is from RefSeq and is a predicted model, not a curated record.
AUGGCGAGGCUCUCAGCUUGUCUGGUUCAUGCUUUUACCUUUUUCGUUCUCAUCAGUGUGGUGCUAGCUGAGUACGAACCAUAUACACCCAACUACAAAGAAACUCCCUACAAGAAACCAGUUGUGGAGGUUACUCCCGUGGUUUACCCAUCUCCAUCACCACCACCACCAUCUGCUUACGUCGCUCCCGUAGCGUACCCAUCUCCAUCACCGCCACCUCCAGCUUAUGUCGCUUAUGUAGUCUGCCCAUCGUCGUCGCCACCACCACCUGCUUACGUCGCUCCCGUUGUUUACCCAUCUCCAUCACCACCACCACCUGCCUAUGUCGCCCCGAAGUACGAAGCACCAAAGUACACUCCUAAAUACGUCUAUGCAUCCCCACCACCAUCAGCCAACGUCGCCCCCAAGUACGAAGUACCAAAGUACACUCCUAAGUACGUCUACGCAUCCCCACCACCACCUGCCUACGUCACUCCUAAGUACGUCUACGCAUCCCCACCACCACCUGCGUACGUCGCCCCCAAGUACGAAGCACCAAAGUACACUCAUAAAUACGUCUACGCUUCCCCACCACCACCUUCGUACGUCGCCCCCAAGUACACUCAUAAAUACGUCUACGCUUCCCCACCACCACCUUCCUACGUCGCUCCCAAGUACGAAGCACCAAAGUACACUCCUAAAUACUACGAAGCACCAAAGUACACUCCUAAAUACGUCUGCGCGUCCCCACCACCACCUGCCUACGUCGCCCCCAAGUACGAAGCACCAAAGUACACUCCCAAGUACGUUUACGCAUCCCCACCACCACCUGUCUACGUCGCUCCCAAGUACGAAGCACCAAAGUACACUCCUAAAUACGUCUACGCUUCCCCACCACCACCUGCCUACGUCGCUCACAAGUACGAAGCACCAAAGUACAUUCCUAAAUACGUCUACGCAUCCCCACCACCACCCGCAUACGUCGCCCCCAAGUACGAAGCACCAAAAUAUACUCCUAAAUACGUCUACGCAUCUCCACCACCACCUGCCUAUGUCGCCCCUAAGUACGAAGCACCAAAGUAUACUCCUAAAUACGUCUACGCUUCCCCACCACUACCUGCCUACGUCGCCCCCAAAUACGAAGCACCAAAGUACACUCCUAAAUACGUCUACGCAUCCCCACCACCACCUGCCAACGUCGCGCCCAAGUACGAAGCACCAAAGUACACUCCUAAAUACGUCCAAGUCUACGCAUCCCCACCACCACCUGCUUACGUCGCCCCCAAGUACGAAGCACCAAAGUAUACUCCCAAAUACGUCUACGCAUCUCCACCACCACCACCUUACAUCUCUCCCAAGUACAAAGCACCAAAAUACACUUCAAAAUAUGUCUACACAUCCCCGCCAUCACCAGUGUACGUCGCUUUCAAAUACAAAGCACCAAAGUACACUCCUAAAUACGUUUCCUCAUCUCCACCACCCCCACCUUACGUCGCACCCAAGUACGAAGCACCAAAAUAUACUCCUAAAUCACCGGCUUACGUAGCUCCUUAUUACUAA